GAGGCCAUUGCUCAUUUGUGUUCUUCCAGCAAUCAAACUUGUCAGCAGCUCCGUCAUCGCCAUGGUAGCAUUUGCGCACUUGCUUGCUGUUGCAGCACCUGUGUUUGUCAUUGCUAGUUUGGCUAUGCCUGCAGGGAUAGGAGGUGGAAUGCUCUAUGUGCCACUGCUCAUUGUGACCCACAUCGCAGACCCACGCUUGGCUGCAGUCCUUGCACAGCCCAUCAUCGUCGGCGCCGCUCUGGCUGGAAACUCCUUCAAUAUCGCCUGGCAGUUCCGACACAAAGAGCAAAAGUUGCUGGAUGGGCAUUUGGCAUUGGCAAUGAUAGCGCCCUGCCUGGCUGGCAAUUUGGUUGGAUCCAUUAUGAACCAACUGUUGCCAUCAGCUAUCAUUAUGAUUUUGCUCUUGCUACUCGCCGGAAGUACCUUCCAAAGUUCCGCUAGAAGGGCUUUGAAGAUGUGGAAAGCAGAGAAUGCUGUGCGUUCAGAUGCUUCGAGAAAUGGACAAGCAGACGUUGUAAGAGCCCCACCUGCUGUAGUUGGGAGAGAGGUGGAGUUGCCUGCUGCAUCGGAGACAGUUCCUGAAAGCACGAGCACAUCAGAGGGCAAUGAGGAGUGCGAUGAUGACACUCCUUACACUCAUGUCUCUUUCUUCUCCGAUUCCAUGACUUCUCAGAGUGACCGAACUUUGACAAGGAGACGCCCAUCUACCCUGCCCCUGCCGGGCAAUGUCGUGUCGACCGAUGUCUCUCAAGAUCCGAAAAGUCCAUGGGAUGCUUGCAGACUUUGGGGCAAGUUCAUUUUGGUAUGGAUUUGCAUGAUCCUAGUCGUGGCGAUGCGCGGUGGCUCUGGGCAUUCCAUCAUUUCGAUCACAAGCUGCUCGUGGCAGUAUUGGUUGGUGACAGCCACUGGCUUUUUUCUCCUCAUGUUGGUCGGUGCAUUGACUCGCCAGCCUGAAGCUCCGUGGUAUAUUUGUGUGGUCAUCGGAGCCCUUAGCGCUGUGGUGGGCAUUGGUGGAGCCAUCGUGCUCAAUCCCAUGAUGGUCAAGAGGGGCAUCGAGGUGCAAGCGGCCACGGCCACAGCAUCGUUGAUGGUCUUGGACACUUUGCCCGUCUUUAAGAUGUUGUUGGCCGUUCAUUUCGGGGGUUCGGCCGUGUGAGGGGAGGUGACUAAGUAGAAAGAUCGGUAAAAGGAGCUCCCACGGAAGCUUCUUCCCCAUGAGCCUCCAUUGUGCAGCAAAUUAUUUGCUUCGACAACAUGUUUGCUCGCGCAGUAUCACCAUAGAAGGGGAGAAGCAUUCGAGAUGUCAUAGGAUUCGCGUGGAAAUAAAUCCCAUCAAAGUAUCUGAGUUUGUUGUGGUUUGCGCAUGGUUGCUUUCUUUUGCAAUAUGUUAGCUUUUUUGUCAUUUCUUCAACUUGCAAAACUUGAAGUGUUUUGCCAUCGCUAGUAAGUUGGAGGCCAUCACUAUUAGGUUGGAGGCCAUCACUAUUGGGUUGGAAUUUGCAUUAGUAGGUGAUGAGCACUUGCAGUACCUCGCUCUUUCUGCUGGGUGGAUUUGUUCCACCUUUGCCCGCCGUCACCUUGGGCGUGGCAGCUUUCCUGGGUUCGAUGUGCGGGAAGACGGUGGUGAGCUACCUGGUGAGCCACACAGGGCGCACGUCCCUCCUUGUCAUCUUGCUGGCCUUUUUCAUAGCAGUGUCUGGCACAACGGUGUUGGUGCAGGGGUCAAUCGAAAGCAUCAAUGAGUUCAGGGCCGGAGAGAAUCCAUUGACUGAAUUCCAUACGCCUUGCUAGCUUUGGCUGAAAUGCGGAUUGAUCUUAGACGCAGCUUCGUGAG
Molecule: messenger RNA, 1834 nt
Organism: Durusdinium trenchii
Lineage: Eukaryota; Dinophyceae; Suessiales; Symbiodiniaceae
Source: the annotation of a GenBank genome assembly